This is a messenger RNA of Thalassophryne amazonica, 3050 nucleotides long. It is a transcript of the gene enpp2l, whose product is annotated as ectonucleotide pyrophosphatase/phosphodiesterase family member 2. The transcript is spliced from 25 exons. NCBI's taxonomy places the organism in Eukaryota, Metazoa, Chordata, Actinopteri, Batrachoidiformes, Batrachoididae. Gene Ontology annotation, biological process: immune response; phosphatidylcholine catabolic process. Bases 173 to 2740 code for a protein of 855 amino acids. The record is from RefSeq and is a predicted model, not a curated record. Gene Ontology annotation, molecular function: scavenger receptor activity; calcium ion binding; phosphodiesterase I activity.
AGAGAGAGAGAGAGGAGAGAGAGAGAGAGAGAGAGAGAGAACCCUCGUGCGCUCUGCUCCAUCGAUCCGGAUCUGCAGAGGCGCGCAGUGGGACUCGUGUUGGACACUUUUUUCUUUGUUUGUUUGUUUGUUUUUCAAGGGGAAUGCCAGAAGUGGACUCUGGGUUCAGAACAUGCUGCUGGCCGAUCUGGUAGUGGUUGUCCUCUGCCUGCUGGGCGUCCACGUCAGCAGAGGUUAUGUGUUUCAAGCCAGCCGGCCCGCAGAGAGUGGAGACAGCUCGCCUAACACUAAAGUCGUCUCACAGUAUGUCAGCUCAGCGGGCUCCUGUAAGGGGAGGUGCUUCGAGCUGGAGGAGGUCAAGCCUCCAGGAUGCAGAUGUGACAAUCUGUGUAAGACCUACUACGGCUGCUGCUCCGACUUUGAUGUUCACUGCCUGAAAACAGAUGGACGAUUCGAGUGCAUAGAGGCUCGCUGCGGCGAGGAGAGGAAGGACAACCACGCUUGUCACUGUUCAGACGAUUGUAUCGAGAAAGAAGACUGCUGCUCCAACUACAAGUUUGUCUGCAAAGGUGAAACAUCAUGGCUGCAGGAAGACUGUGAGGAGAUCAAGAAGCCAGAAUGUCCUGCCGGCUUCAUCCGUCCUCCUCUCAUCAUGCUGUCUGUGGACGGCUUUAGGGCAUCCUACCUGAAGAAGGGAAAAUCUGUCAUGCCCAACAUCGAAAAACUCAGAACCUGUGGUACUUCAGCUCCAUACAUGCGACCAGUCUACCCAUCAAAGACUUUCCCAAAUUUAUACACCCUCGCCACUGGUCUUUACCCAGAAUCCCAUGGGAUUGUGGGAAACACUAUGCAUGACCAGGUGUUUAACGCCACCUUCACCGUGCGCACUCGAGAAAAACUUAACCACCGCUGGUGGGGCGGACAGCCUAUUUGGAUCACAGCAGAGCAACAAGGAGUGAAAGCAGGAACUUUCUUCUGGCCUUGGAUGAUUCCUCUGGAGAGAAGGAUUCUGACCAUCUUACACUGGCUGCGUCUGUCCGAUGAUGAGAGGCCGUAUGUUUAUGGCGUGCACUCAGAGCAGCCCGAUACCUUUGGACAUCGACUUGGGCCACUCAGCAGUGAGCUGGAUGAACCUCUGAAGGAGAUGGACAGCAUCAUUGGUCAGCUGAUGAAUGGCUUGAAGCAGAUGAACCUGCAUCGCUGUGUUAAUGUUAUCAUCGUAGGAGACCACGGCAUGGAGGAGGCACACUGUGACAGAAUUGAGUUUCUCAGCAGCUACCCCAUCAACGUAGAUGACAUCAUCCUGAUCCCCGGCUCACAGGGCAGAAUACGACCCCGUGACCCCAAAUCCAGCACAUAUGAUCCAAAAGUAGUGGUUGCAAACCUUACUUGUAAAAUGCCAACGCAGCGCUUUAAGCCGUACCUGAAGCAACAUUUGCCAAAACGACUUCAUUACGCAAACAACCGCCGGAUUGAGGAUGUCCACCUGCUGAUGGAGAAGAAGUGGCACAUCGCAAGGAAAAUGCCAGAAAAACUACGGACUCGAUGCGGCUUCUUUGGCGACCACGGCUUCGACAACAAAAUAACCAGCAUGAGGACGAUCUUUAUGGGCUAUGGACCAAGCUUCAAGUUCCAAAAACGAGUGCCUGAGUUUGAAAACAUUGAGUUAUACAACGUGAUGUGUGACCUCUUGGGACUGAAACCAGCCCCAAACAACGGGACGCACGGCAGCCUGAACGACAUGCUGCGAGAGCCGGUGUACCGACCCAGUAUGCCCGAGGAAGUGACACAGCCAUCGCCCACGCCUGACCCACAGGUCACGGUCACCGACGACCUAGGAUGCAGCUGUGACGAUGAGAACAAAGUAGAAGAAACCAUUGAAACCUUUAGUCCUCCACUAGGGGCUUUCUACACUUACAACCGGACACACCUUCCUUUUGGCCGGCCGGCCGUGAUAUUUGACACCAAGUACAUCCUCCUGCAGCAGGUGGACUUCGUCAGCGGCUACAGCAAGGAGCUGAACAUGCCUCUGUGGACAGCGUACACGCUGCCACGCCAGGAGGAUAUGACUCCCAUUCCAGAGGUUUCCGCUGGAGCUCAGUGCAUCCGCGUUGACUCCAGAGUGUCACCUGAACACAGCCAGAGCUGCACCGCCUACAGCCGAAACAACCACGUGACCUCCGGCUUCCUCUUUCCUCCCGACAUGGCAAUGUUGCCUGAGUCCAGAUACGAUGCUUCGCUCAUCACCAACACUGUCCCCAUGUACCCCGCCUUCAAGAAGGUGUGGAGUUACCUGCAGGGGACACUGCUGAGGCGUUAUGCUGAGGAAAACAAUGGCAUCAACAUUAUGGCCGGGCCCAUCUUUGACUACAAUUAUGAUGGUCUCAGAGACUCUAUGGAGACAAUAAAAGAGUUUUCCACUGAUGUGCUGCACAUCCCCUCCCACUUUUACAUCGUGGUGUCGAGCUGUCGAGAGCAGAACCAGACCGUGGAGGAGUGCGAUGGUGCGUUGAAGGUCUUCUCCUUCAUCCUGCCCCACAGACCAGACAAUAGUGAAAGCUGCAAGCAGAGCGCCGAGGAUGAGUCGCAGUGGGUGGAAGAGCUGCUAAAGCUUCAUACGGCUCGAGUCCGCGACGUGGAGAUCUUGACCGGUCUGGACCUGUAUCGUUCCACCAACCUCACGUACACCAGCACCCUGAGCCUCAAAACAUAUCUGCACACCUUCGAGAGUGAAGACUAGAUGGGAGCACAGAUGAGAUGCAGAUGUUUUGGCGAGUUCUGCUUCUUCACUACAUGCCGUCCAGGCGACCUCUGCCUCAUUGCUCUGCUCCUGACGGCACUGCCUGUGAAGCGUUUGGACAAAAGGGGAAAGUGUGAAAUUUGAUAGACUAAAACAAUAGUUUUGUCAAGUACAACUUUGAAAAUGUUGACAGAUUAGCACAGGAAAGAGGACGAACGUGGUUGCACACGGCUCAUUUUUCAUGUAUUUAAAAACAUCAUUGAUGGUGCCGAUCCUGCAAACUUAGUAUUAAUUUAUGUUUCUUCUGUAC